GUCGUGAUGUGGCUACUGGCAAGUGACGUCACCACGCCAAUCAUUCCUGACUCGCCCACCUGCGACGCCUGGCCUUCAUUAUAAUUAACGCCAGUGGAAGCGGGCAAUGGCGUCUCUUCGUGGUGCAGCCCUCCGUCGACACCUGUGCGUAAGUAGCUGCAGUGGCCGGGCAGGGAAUUCCGUCUCCGGCUGUGGAAAUGGCCAGGACCGGGUUCUGCGACUCCAAGCCCCUGCUGGACUUACACAAGGCGGACGAGAGGCGAGCCGUUAUAAGAACUUUGCCGACUGUCUUUGGGACCACCGAUUGCUGGCAGCCAUUGGAGUCCAGAUUGGUGCCUGUUAAGAGGGAGUCAGAACCCAGAUGGGACAAGAUGUUAUUGGCCAAAGUUAGCAAUGGCAUUUUUGUGGGGUUCAAUGACAAAGCAUGGACAGUCUCAUCUGGCAGCAUCAUUCAUGCCAAAGAUGGAUUUCUGGAGGAGCCUUUGCGACUUUACCCUCGCAGCCUUCAGGGUUUCCACAACCUUCAGGCGCUGGUGCCCAACCUGCUGCGCCAUGAAGUUGAGAUCGCCUUGGAGAAGUUGGGCCUCGUGUGGGACCGCACGUUUGCCUGGGAAAUGUUCGUAGAUAUGAUGAAAAGUCAAACUUGGCACUCUUUGCCCAACACUGAGCUGCCGAGACACUUCACUGAUGCGACUCGAGCUGUCCUGGUUGACUGGCUCAUUCAAGUCAAUGAGAUGUUACAGUUCCAGGAGGAGACGCUCUAUCUGGGCAUUUACCUCCUCAACCGCUCCCUCCGUCAGGUCAAAGUAACCACGGCUAACCUGCAGCUCCUUGGCAUAGUCUGCCUCUUUCUUGCUGCUAAGAAAGAAGAGUGUCUCCUCCCUGAGGUAUCUGGUCUGUGCUACUUAAUGGACCAUACCUACACCAAGCAUCAGCUCCUGCGCAUGGAAAGAAAAGUCCUCACUGGCCUUAAGUUUAACUUGUCCUACUGUCCCCCGUUGCAUUUCCUAUUGCUGCUCGCCUCCAUUUCCCGCUGCAGUGCUCAGAUGGUGUGGAUGGCCCGCUACCUGCUCGAGUUGUCACUCCUGGAGGGUCAAUGUGUGGUGUUUCUGCCCAUGCAGUUGGCGGGGGCGGCCCUUUGCUUGGCCCGCCAAGUCCUGCAGGAGCCCCUGACCCCGGAGGCCGAGGCUGCCUGGUGUCUAGCCUCCGGCCUUCACGCUGGCAGUGAGACCGUCCUACUGAGAAUAAUGCAAAUUCUGGCUGGUGCUGCAACCACAGCGCACACCCGAGAGACCUGUGCUACUUUUAUCAAAUUCUCCUCCCCGGAAACCAUGCAUGUCAGCAGACACCCUGGUCUUAAGAAAGUCUCUGCCCUGAUGAGUGUGUGCACUUGACUUGCACUUGUGACCUUAUGCUAUACAGUACAGCGAUGACACUUGUUCAACUUGACUCCUUUGACCUGGGUAGGAAGAAGGGUGAAAAUUAUGACCGCAAGCAUUGUUACUAGCCUAAUGUUAGCUUCCAUUUUAUGAUUGCAGCACAUUUAGAAAAUAUUUGUAAUUGUGUUUUUGUGGAGUGGGCUGUUUGUCAAAUUUAACUUUUAAUGUCAAAAAA
Messenger RNA from Syngnathus typhle (broad-nosed pipefish), 1614 nucleotides. RefSeq names its product cyclin P (gene ccnp). Gene Ontology annotation, molecular function: cyclin-dependent protein serine/threonine kinase regulator activity. Lineage: Eukaryota; Metazoa; Chordata; Actinopteri; Syngnathiformes; Syngnathidae. The record is from RefSeq and is a predicted model, not a curated record. Bases 198 to 1394 code for a protein of 398 amino acids. Gene Ontology annotation, biological process: mitotic cell cycle phase transition; regulation of cyclin-dependent protein serine/threonine kinase activity. The transcript is spliced from 9 exons. Gene Ontology annotation, cellular component: cytoplasm; cyclin-dependent protein kinase holoenzyme complex; centrosome.